AUGUGCAUAGAUUCUCGCAACGGGGCAAGAUUCAGCGAUUCAAGAGGUGGAGUAGACUUUGGCUUCGUGGACAUCGAAGCACAUGAUCAGAUGUCAAAUGGUUCUACUACAUCACAAGAACGUCCAUCUUCUUCUUCCAUGACAUCACAAGAACGUUCAAAUUCUCUACGUUCAAUCAUUAUUCGGUAGAAAUUGGUAAACAUUUCAUGAAAAUCUAUAUGAAAAGCCUAAUAAACGUUUAUUGCGUAACCAUAAACCUCUAUAUAUUUACAUGAAAAUAAAUGUGAAAAUAUUCCAAUAAACUUAGUUUGUUUCCUACAUCUAUUGAUUUGGCAUUAUAUUCCAAGAAAAUCGCUUCUUUACUUACCUUGUUGUCGUCAGAAGUAGAAAACAAAAGAAUAAGAAAUAGAGGUGAUUGAGAUAAUACUCAAAGAAAUCUCUAUUUAGAGUCCAACUUGUUAAUAUUUCUACUUCUAAAUACUAUUACAGAAGAAAGAGUAUAUCAACUCAUCUCUAUUUCUUCUUCUGAAAUAUAAAUCGCUAUUUUUUUCUUUAUAUAUAAAUUAGAAAAAAAACAUCACAUCUAUUGACCAUCUCCGACGGCCACUUAUCCCCUCAUUUUUUGAGUGGUUUUGCACUCCAAUAGUUUUUCAUCUACUCAAAUUUUAAGGGUGGGAGGGGGGACGGGUGGUGAAUAGAGUACAUCCCCGAAUUUGAGAAUGCACUAUUCACCUCCUUAAAAACUUUAAUCCCUACAAAAAUAUAUUUUUGACAAUCACAUGGAUAACUUUUUCUAAUAUCAUAUUUUAGUUCUUAUCGUUAUAUUUUCUUAAAAAUAGUUCGAUUACAAAUUAUUUUAUUAACACUUUUUGUACUAUUUAUAGUUAUAUAUGAUUAUAUAUUAGUAUAUUUCUCAAAAAUGUUUUUAUUUAAUAUGUUACAAAUAGUACAUUUUAUUAGUUUUUGAAAAUUUAGUGAUUAUAGUUAAUUAUUAAUAAUAUUAAGGACUAAAGAGUAAAUUACUAAUUCUUCUUAAAAAAAUUGACAGUGACUUGUUGAAAAUGCCUUUAUAGAAUCAUGUUUUUUUAUUUAUAAUGUAGUCUUUUAACUUUAAAACUUUUAUAAUUAUAACCAAAACAAAUAUCUUACAGUAUUAUAAAACAUAUAAUUACACUUUUUAUUUAUAUAGUAGUCUUUUAAAGAAACUUUAGUUCAAACAAAGUCAUAAUUUUAUGAAAAUACAUUUAAAAAUAUAUAGAGUUAAUUAUCUAAUUUCAUAAAUAAAAGGUAUUUGUUGUAAAGUUCAAAUAGAAUCUUUUGAGAAUAUUUACUUUUUAGAGGUAAAAAUAGAACUAUACAAGAAGUUUCUAAUCACCGGAGAGGAAAUGAGUAAGUCAAAACUUUCACUGAUAAAAAUCCUUAAGACUCUUAAAUCCCAAAUACCUGUUGCAUCAGAAAACAAAGAACCCAAAUUACUCUGUCUCUAUGAUGAUGCUGAUGAAAGCAAGAACCUUGCUCUUAAGGCAGUGAGUUUUGAUUGUUCCUCCACUUGUCUAGCUAAUCGAAUAAAGCCCCCAAUUGAACAACGAAGCAAGGAAGAUGUCAGAGUUUAAAAAAAAAAGCAUGUUAGAGUUUCCGACAGUUGCGACGGACUUGUCUACAUCUUCGACAAGACCAAGUUAUCCAGCCAUGGGAAGACCUCAAAGUCUCCCUUUUUCCAAGUUUCAGCAACAUGUUUAGGCAACAUGACUCCAAAAUCCAAAUAUGUUUUCUUUCCCAGUAUUUUGGAAAGAUCAUGUUACAGGAACAUACAAACUAGUCUGAUAACAUAACUACAAAAGUUUUACCAAAAAAAAACAUAACUACAAAAGGAACAACUGAUGGGUUCAUUGGUUUGCGGAACAAACGAAGAUUUAUUUGUCAUUUUGAAGGAUAUAAGAAGAAGGUGAUUAUCUCAAAGCUCUGACUCAUUUGCUUCUUCGUCACUCAAUUCUUUAUUCUUCACACUUUCUUUUGGUCCUUGUGGCAUUGACUUCAUUCCUUUUUUCCAAAGUUUAGACUUUCCAUUGUGAGCUAGAAUUUAUCUCUCUUAUAGUCUAUAGUUUUUCAUAUACUUGCUGAUUCUAGGGGUUUGCAGCCUUCUCGUUGACUCGCUUGAUCGGUUACGCUUCACCUUACGUCCAAGCUCUCUCCGCCACUUUAACACUCGUCUUCGUUGCGAUCCUGAUGAAGCUCUAUGUCAACUGGUUUCUCGCUAGGGUCGUCGUCGUUGUUGAAUCAGCUUCGGGGUUAACGCCCUGAAGAGAAGCAGAAGCCUUAGUCAAAG
Messenger RNA from Brassica napus (rape), 2326 nucleotides. RefSeq lists its product as uncharacterized. NCBI's taxonomy places the organism in Eukaryota, Viridiplantae, Streptophyta, Magnoliopsida, Brassicales, Brassicaceae. The coding region runs from base 1 to 189 and encodes 62 amino acids. The transcript is spliced from 2 exons. The record is from RefSeq and is a predicted model, not a curated record.